AGGAACAGCGGGAUAUAUGCAGCGCACCGAAGCCUCGGUCCAGAAUAAAACUUCGCUAAAGAAAUUAUGGCUUCGGCAUUAAAGAAGCGGAAUAACAGAUCGCUUUUUCAUAUAAGAAUCUGUGUAAAAAUGAAUAGUCGCUUCAUUUUGCCCGUGUUGUGGUGCUGUUUGCUCUACCACGGUGUGUGUGGUGUUGCUGCAGAUGUAGUGUCAGUGAAGGAGGGAGAAUCAGUCUCUCUACAAACUGAUGUAAAAACAAACCAACAAGUCAGCAUUAAAUGGUAUUUCUAUAACACUCGCAUCGCUCAAAUCACUGGAGAUCUCAGUAAGAUCUGUACAGAUGUUCAGUGUAAAGAUGGUGAUGAGAGAUUCAGAGACGAUCAAAGUUACUGUUAUCAGACUGGAUCUCUGACCAUCAUGGACACUAGAACCACGGACUCUGGACUUUAUCUUCAUGUCAGCAAUGGAAAAAACAGUAAAAGUGGAAAGACCUUCAGUGUUACUGUUCAUGGUUUUUUCAGUAAUGGUACAGAUGGAGUGUCAGUGUUUUUGAUGGAGAGAGAUUCUGUCACUCUACACACUGGUGUUGAAACAAACCAACAAGGCAAAAUUAAAUGGUAUUUCAGUGGCACUCGCAUCGCUCAAAUCACUGGAGAUCAGAGUAAGAUCUGUACAGAUGAUCAGUGUAAAGAUGGUGAUGAGAGAUUCAGAGACAGACUGAAGCUGGAUCAUCAGACUGCAUCUCUGACCAUCAUGAACAUCAACACCACUGACUCUGGAGUUUAUGAACUAAUCAUCAGCAGUAAAAAGAAAAACGAGGGUGACACAACCUUCUAUUUUGCCGUCCAUGAUGUUUCUGCUGCUAAACUAGAUGAAAUGAAGGAGGGAGGAAAUGUCACUUUAUAUACUGAUGUAAUAAAAAACCCAAAAGAUGUGAUGACGUGGCAUUUUGAUAACAUUCUCAUCGCUGGAGAUCAGAGUGAGAUCUGUACAGAUGAACAGUGUAAAGAGAGAUUCAGAGACAGACUGAAGCUGGACAAUCAGACUGGAUCGCUGACCAUCAGGAACAUCACAAACACAUACUAUUGA
Molecule: messenger RNA, 1089 nt
Organism: Cyprinus carpio (common carp)
Lineage: Eukaryota; Metazoa; Chordata; Actinopteri; Cypriniformes; Cyprinidae
Exons: 4
Coding region: 130-1089 (319 amino acids)
Source: RefSeq, a predicted model, not a curated record